UUAUGUAGCUUCCCAUAGGUGAAAUUAUUUUAUAGUCAAAGCAAUAGUUUUGGAGCAUAUAAGGAGCAAGUAUUAAAAAAAUAUAUAUUAAUUAAGCACCUCACUAGAUGGCGACUCUAGCAAAAGUUGAUUUUUGCAGGAAACGAAUGGACUAAAGGUAGUCAUUUCCGUUCCUUUUAACUAACAUAUUAAAAAACUGAAAUUUGCAAAGUUCGAAACUCAGAUAUCAAUACAAAUACGAAAAAGUACAAAUAGAAUAUUAGUUUGAGUUUACUAUAUUGAAAAUUAAUAUUAUUUAAUUUGAAAUAAAACAAUUUAGUUUUAAACAUGAUUAAUUUAUUUUCAGAAACCUAAACAUAAACAGUGUGAUAUAUGCCUUGUCUUUGUAAAAAAGUCUAUGAUAAAUGACCAUAGAGAGCAACACCAUUUCAAGUACAAUUGUCAGUUUUGUGAUUACGUUGCCUACAGUUUGAUCGAAGUUUCGAAGCAUCUAGAAGUUGAACAUAAUCUUGAAGUCGCCGUACCGAAAAUUAAGGUAUUUUUUUAGAGUUCCGCACCCAAAUUGUAAGAACGGAACCCUAUUACUGAGACUCUGUUGUCCGUCCGUCUGUCACCAAAAUGUGGAUACAUUUAUAUUGCAGUUAGAAUGUAGAUCAGAGGUUCCCAAACAAUUUUUUCUUGUAGACCAUUUUAAAAAAGUUACUGGUUUCGGUGGACCCCCCUGCUGCUACAUUUUUACCAUAUUUCCAAAAUGUACAAUAAACCUCUAUUUUUAUUUCACGUCAACGUAAACCCCCGUUGAAUCCCUCGUGGACCCCUGGGGGUCCACCUGGACCACUUAGGGAAUCACUGUUGUAGAUAGUAUUUUUUAAAGCGGCAACACAAACAUACCAUCUGUGAAAAAAAAUUAACUAUUCAACUAUUACGGUUCAUGAGAUCCGGUAUGGUGACAAACGGACAGACAGCGGAGUCUCGGAGAUUUACGCUCUAGGUACGGAACCCUAAAAAUGGUUCUAAAGUACAUUUUCAAGGUGGACAGAAAGAUAAUUUAUAUUUUUAGGGUCAUAAGAAAACUAAUGCAAUCCUUCGACCUGGUUCAAAACCGCGUAGGAACCAAGCCAUGAUGGACAAACGGACACCACACGGUUAUAUGUGUAUGGAGUGCAAUAAAUAUUUCGAUAACAAAAAUCAAAGAUGGAAACAUAUCCAGAGGCAUCAUAGAGAAGGCUAUAAGUGUACUACUUGUGGGAAGAGGUUUGCGUUCAAAAAUAACUUGAGCCGGCAUGAGCAGAUGCAUCAGGGUCCACCGAAGCGUGAAGAAUGUCCCGUAUGUCACAAGAUGGUACGUGUGGAUUUACAGAAGAUACAUUCCAGGAUACACACGCAGAGGGACAGGUUCACAUGUGCGGAAUGUGAUAAGUGUUUUGUAAGUCGGGCGUCUUACGAACACCAUUUGAAAUAUACACAAGCGCAUGCCGCCGUCGACAUACUAAAGUAUAAAUGUUCUAUGUGCGAUAAGGGCUAUCGUUCGCGAGGGGAGUUAAGAGACCACAUGAACUACCAACAUAUGGGCAAGACACAACACAAAUGUCCAAUAUGUGGAAAAGUGAGUAUCUAGUUAAUAGCGCAUCAAGUAAUAUUAUAGGGUUAAAAAACAAAAAAAACUAAAGAUAAUGUAACUAGUACAAGUUUAAACUUAAGAGUACUCAAUGCGUUUAAAUUUGACGUUCCGGGACUUCUUAAUAAUCCCGGAGAUUGUCCGGGACUUUGUCUUAAAUAUAUGUCUAUAGUGUAAGCUUCCUUGCUAUGUGUAAUUUUACCUUUCGCAAUGAAUUUAAGUAUUUACUAUAUAAAAUUUGUGUUUUAAUAUUUUUUAUUAAUUAAUUGUUAAUAUAUAAUAUAGUAUGUCUCAAAUGUUAUAAUAACAUUUAAACCCCGUCGUAUUUUGCUAUCUCAAGGCCGCCAUCGUUAUGUAAUCUCAGUUCAGUAUUUAAAGAUUUUAUCUGUAAAAUGUAGUAUCGUAAAUAGAGAAUCGGCUGCUUUGCAGUUAUAAUAAAAAAAUAUAUAUGUUGGAAAUUUUAUCUUGCUAUUUAUAAGCAGUGGAUCACAGUAACCGAAACGCCGGCCAUAACGUGGCAUCGUGUGACGUCACAUUUCAAUAAAAGUCGAUGUCUUUGUGGCGAGUGCAACCAGUGCCCAUGUUUAUUGAAAUGUGACGUCACGUCUCAUAAUGUCACAUAUAUGCUUUCCUUUAUUUAAUAACGGUUUGGAGAAAAAUCAAUCUGAAGGUCGUUUUAUUUGAUCAUAUUUAAAAUACUUAUCCCAAAACAGUGAAGUAGCCAAUUAUCUAUCCAUAUAUAUACAUAUAUAAUUUAUUAACAUGAUAUUGUAAGCCUAAUGAAAGUGCUUUUUCUUAAAACUACAUAGUUUAAAAAGGCUCCUUCAAUGUUUCAAAAAAAGAUUUUUUUUUUUUUUUCUUAUAACAGGCGUUAGCGACUCGUCGGUGUAUAACGCGUCAUGUGCGAAGAGCACACGAUGGUGUGAAAGAGAACGCUAGAGACAAGAUCUGCCAACAGUGCGGCAAAGCAUUCCGGGUGAGAAUCUAUACUAAUACUAAUAUUAAGAGGAAAGAUCUGUUUUUUUGCACUGAGUGGGCUCCGAAAUUAAUGGACCGAUUUUUAAAAUUCUUUCACUUAGAGGAAACAAGGUUUCUGUUGUACAUGUACUUAUAAAUAUUGAAAAAUAAAAAUACUUUUUCUUACAAUAAUUUGGAAAAUGUUACUCUUUGAAAAUUUGAAAAUAAUGGCCGAUAUUUUGGUUUCUUUUUAAUGUCUUUUUUAUAUAUUAAUUUACAGGAUAAAAAGGGUUUGCGCGAACACGAAUUUAUACAUACGGGCGAACGUCCUCUGUCUUGCGAAAUAUGCGGAUGUACAUUCAGACAGAGCGCUUCUCUAUAUACACAUAAGAAGAGGGUACACAAGAUAUUCCCGAGCAAGAAAAACGUCACCCUACUUGAAAAUGUGACGUAGUUGCGAAAAACAAAGUUCAACGCCAUCUAGCAACAGCUGUUGGAACCUAGCGAAAAAAUGUGUACAACAUGUGUUGGAACUAAGUGAGAAAUAAGUACAACGCCAUCCAGUGACAGUUGAUUGAAUUUAUGUAGACUUUGGUUAAAAUAAAAGAUGUCUGUGAAGAAACGUUUUGGGUUUUAUUAGUUUGUGUUAUUAAAUCUCAAACUUUGUCAUACAAAUAGAUUAUAAAUAUAAAUGAAUAUUCACCUAAAUUUCACUUAAGCUAUAUUACUAGUGACGACUUUAUAAAAAU
Diatraea saccharalis (sugarcane borer) is the source of this 3324-nucleotide messenger RNA. The record is from the annotation of a GenBank genome assembly. NCBI's taxonomy places the organism in Eukaryota, Metazoa, Arthropoda, Insecta, Lepidoptera, Crambidae.